AUGCAGAAGGUCAACUUAGUAGAUCCUGCGAUAAUCUUCGAGGGAGUAGAUGGUCUUCGUGAUGAAUGGCUGCGGGACCUGGAGGUGGGAAAAUACCAGAUUUUUUGCUGCAGCACCCCAUCUAGAUGGAGUAACAAUGACCUUGCGCUGGCUUCGGUUGACCAGGUGUUCGAUCGCUGCACGAAGGAGAAAGCAAAACGCGACUACAAGAUGCUUCUCGUCGACGGGCACGGCAAUCACCUGACGCCUUCCUUCAUUGAGUACUGCCAUGCCCACGAAGAGUAUCAUAGCACGGCUGUGAUAUGGAGCCCACGAUCAGUGAGGGAGGCCAGAGCGCGCGAGGCAGUAGAACAACAACAAGAGCAUGGAAAGAAACUCCAAAAAAGACACCAGAGGGAGGAGCGAGCUGCCGCAGCUGUAUAUAAAAAACAGUUGGCACAAGCUGCUCGUGAGCCCCGAGAAAUGGCUAGAGUGGUGCGGCAGGAGGAGCGCGAUGCGAGGGCUGCACAACUAGCUGCCGCGCGCGCUCAAAAAGCUGAAGACUGCGCUGCUGCAACCACACAAAAAUCUCGCGAUAGGCAGAAUACAGCUAAACGAAAAGCUUCAUUAAUUUAG
Messenger RNA from Bipolaris victoriae FI3, 615 nucleotides. RefSeq lists its product as hypothetical. The transcript has a single exon. Bases 1 to 615 code for a protein of 204 amino acids. NCBI's taxonomy places the organism in Eukaryota, Fungi, Ascomycota, Dothideomycetes, Pleosporales, Pleosporaceae. The record is from RefSeq and is a predicted model, not a curated record.